AGCUCCGCGUCCACAGAGCCGCUCCGGAGGCGCACGGAGAGCAGCGCAGCUCCCGCUUCUCGUUACACCAGCCCGGUAAACCGACACCUGUCUGCCACCUUCACCUCCACCUCCUCCUCCUCCUUCCUUCCCAUUGCUUCUGUCUGUGUGGGUGAAUCUUCUCCGAGGUGUUGCUUCGGAUAUGAAGAAUAAACACAGCCAGCAGGUGAAGACAACCUCGGCUCCAAAACGCUUCGACAUGUCCAGCUUCGAGGUUUCUCUCCAGCAACUCAACGAUCUGUUGACGGACGAAAGCGGCUUCUACAGCUGGCCGACAAAACACUUCCACGAGGUUUACCAGAGGAUCUACGUGGGCAAUGCAUUCGUGGCGACGAACGUGAUGCGCCUGAAGCGUCUGGGCAUCACCCACAUCCUGAACGCGGCGGAGGGCAACUCCUUCAUGCACGUCAACACCAGCGCCGAGUUCUACGCCGGCACGGGCAUCAUCUACCACGGCAUCCCGGCCAGCGACACCGACCACUUCGACAUCAGUGUUUACUUUGAGGAGGCGGCGGACUUCAUCGAGAAGGCGCUAGCAUACAAGAAUGGAAAAGGCAGGGUGUACGUUCACUGCAGGGAGGGCUACAGCCGCUCGCCCACCCUAGUCAUCGCCUACCUGAUGCUGCGCCAAAGCAUGAACAUCCACGCCGCCCUGGCCACGGUGCGGCACAGGAGAGAGAUCGGCCCCAACGACGGCUUCCUGCGGCAGCUCUGCCGGCUAAACCAGAGGCUGGCGUCGGAGGGGAAGCUGUGGAACAAAUGAGGCGGGCGAGGAGCGGCGCUGUCAGACCGUCUGUAAGAAAAGAGCAAGAUUAGGCUUAACUGCACAUUUGCUCACUUUCACUCAUUGUCCAGCUUUAAACGAGCUGCACGAUCAACGAGGGAGAGUCCUGGAAGCGAGGAGGCGUUUCUCCAUCACAUAAUUAUCGAUUUCACUCAUGCACCUUAGACAUAUUUAUCUUCAUUGUGCACUUCUUAAAAAAGACACACAACAUAAUGUGUACAAAGUAAAUUCAGGUACAACUCAUUUUAAUAUUCCCGCAUAUAUUAUGAAUAUUAGAUCCUGAUUGUUUCAGAGCACAUUCUUCACAUCCUGUACAGUUUGGUGUGUUUUUCUGCAGCUCCCUGUUUCAGAGAAAAGUAUCCAAGUAUAUAAAACAUGAAUGUCAAUAUGCAUUUAAGUGAAAAGUAGCGAGAAACAGUGUAACCGAUGUGGUCCUGUCUAUUUUAAUCCAGCCUCCUUUUCCUCCUCCCUCGUCCCUCCUGGAUUCAGGCCCUUUUUUGUCUUGGCCUCACUCCUGCAAACACUGCCAAAUGUCUCAGUCUCUGCCACUCCCUCUGGGAUUAUAAAUGGACACUGUGAUUAUUUAUGUAAUUAUAUAUAUAUUUUUUUCAUAUUGAAUCAGAGGAAUUUUGUGAAACUAACACAAUACAAUAUUUGACCUCACGUUUAGAAGGCUGCCUCAGAAGUCUUCAUGGACACAGCGUCUGUCUGUUUGUAUGUUUAGUGAGUCAUAGUGUGCAUUAUUUUGUCACAUUAUUUGUCACGGUGUACAUUAUUGUGCCUGUAAAUUGUGAAUCAUCGUGUGCAUUAUACGGAGCAGGGUGCGAUGUAUGAACUGGUCACGUCUGUAGACUUUUUGAGUCUCUCAGAUGAUGACGGUGCUCCAAUGAAGUGCACUUUAUCUUCUGACACCAGUGAUUGUUGUAUCUCUCUUUUCAUACAUUCAGUAAUAAAUUAUUAAAAACAAA
Molecule: messenger RNA, 1791 nt
Organism: Mugil cephalus (flathead mullet)
Lineage: Eukaryota; Metazoa; Chordata; Actinopteri; Mugiliformes; Mugilidae
Product: dual specificity protein phosphatase 3-like
Exons: 3
Coding region: 182-802 (206 amino acids)
Biological process (GO): negative regulation of MAPK cascade; protein dephosphorylation
Cellular component (GO): cytoplasm
Molecular function (GO): MAP kinase phosphatase activity; protein tyrosine/serine/threonine phosphatase activity
Source: RefSeq, a predicted model, not a curated record